UGCACACAACACCCACGCAUCCUAUGCCCAUCUCGCCUCAACAAACUUCGUCCCGGGAUCACUGCUCAUCUCGACACCAACAAUCCUCCCGUGUCCUGUAUCAACACCUGCGGGCGAGAUAACUGAUCCCUCCUCUUCGCAUCCUUCCUCAUUACGUUGUGGUUGGACCAUCGUAGUUGAUUAUCCCAUCCCGUUCACCCUCUCCGCCCUCCAUCUCCAUUUCCUUCACUUAACCAUUUUUCUUGACUUUGCUGCCUCACUGGUUCUCCACACCAGCACUGGUCCACCACCACUUGGCUCAAUUGUCCCGCGAACACAUUCACUUGUGUAAGGGUGACAGCGGCCGGUAGUUCGAGAGUCCAAAAAGAUCCUUACCCUUCCUUUCCGUGCACCAUCAACACACAGCCUCUUUCGGCAUCUUUGAGAUACCCCUUAGAAUACACGCGUGCGCACUCACGCUUUCUCCCAGGGACGCCUGCUAUCCCCAAAGCCAACACAAACAACCGCAGCGAUGCGCCCCGAAGUCGAACAGGAACUCGCCCACACUCUCCUUGUCGAGCUCCUCGCAUAUCAAUUUGCCUCACCAGUCCGGUGGAUCGAGACCCAAGAUGUCAUCCUGGGCGAGAAGCGCACCGAGCGUAUCGUGGAGAUCGGUCCCGCAGACACGCUCGGCGGAAUGGCCAAACGCACCCUCGCAAGCAAGUACGAAGCCCACGAUGCGGCGCUCUCGCUCCAGCGACAGAUCCUGUGCUACAACAAAGACGCCAAGGACAUCUACUACGAUGUUGAGCCGGAAGAAGAGGAACCCGCAGCGGCUGCAUCAGCUCCAUCUCCAGACGCUCCAGCAGCUGCAGCGCCUAAACAACAAGCGGCGGCAGCCCCAGCAGCAGCAGCUCCACCUCCUCCUAGCGCUGGACCGGCUGCAGCUGUAGCAGACGCGCCCGUGACCGCGACGGAUGUGAUUCGUGCCAUCGUUGCCCAAAAGUUAAAGAAGCCGCUUAUGGACAUCCCAUUGAGCAAAGCGAUCAAGGACUUGGUUGGAGGAAAAUCAACGCUCCAGAAUGAAAUCAUCGGUGACUUGGGCAAGGAGUUCGGUUCCGCGCCUGAGAAGCCAGAAGACAUUCCUCUUGAUGAGCUUGGGGCAGCUAUUCAACCUACUUUCAAUGGCCAGCUUGGCAAGCACUCCUCCUCCCUCGUUGCGAGAAUGGUCUCAUCGAAGAUGCCGGGCGGUUUCAACAUCACAGCCGUGCGAAAGCAUUUGGAGACGAGGUGGGGCCUUGGUCCAGGCCGACAAGACGGCGUUCUCCUCCUUGGGUUGACAGCAGAGCCAGCUUCACGUCUUGGCUCGGAGAACGAUGGAAAGGCGUGGCUCGAUGACAUGGCCAACAAAUAUGCUGGCAUUGCUGGGAUCAGCUUGUCCACGGCGUCCGUUGGUGGCGAUGCUGGUGGUGCUUCUGGCGGCAUGUUGAUGGAUCCAGCUGCGAUUGACGCACUCACCAAAGACCAGCGGGCUCUAUUCAAGCAGCAAUUGGAACUUUUCGCACGCUACUUGAAGAUGGAUCUACGAGCCGGUGACAAGGCGUUUGUCACAUCGAAGCAGGCUUCAGAUGCGCUUCAAGCGCAGCUGGAUCUUUGGCAAGCUGAGCACGGCGACUUCUAUGCUUCGGGCAUAGCUCCUUCGUUUACGCCACUCAAGGCUAGAGUGUACGAUUCUUCGUGGAAUUGGGCACGACAAGAUGCGCUAAGCAUGUACUACGAUAUCAUCUUUGGCCGCCUCAAGGCCGUCGACCGGGAAAUUGUCAGUCGCUGCAUCGCUAUCAUGAACCGUUCGAAUCCGCGCCUCCUGGACUAUAUGCAGUACCAUAUUGAUCACUGUCCGACCGAGCGCGGCGAAACAUACGAGCUGGCCAAAGAGCUGGGUCAGCAGCUCAUCGAGAACUGCAAGGACGUGCUCAAUGAACCUCCCGUGUUCAAGGAUGUCGCUAUUCCAACUGGCCCUUCACUUGAAAUUGAUGCCCGCGGUAACAUGAUCUAUAAGGAAGCACCGCGUGCUAGCGUUCGUAAGCUCGAACACUAUGUCCGUGAAAUGGCUGAAGGCGGCAAGCUGUCCGAGUACGGCAACCGUACUAAAGUCCAAAACGAUCUCCAACGCAUCUACAAGCUCAUCAAGCAGCAGCACAAGCUGUCUAAGUCAUCUCAACUAGAAAUCAGGAACCUCUACAGCAACGUCAUCCGUUCCCUGUCCAUGAACGAGGGUCAGAUUAUUCCUCAGGAGAAUGGAAAGUCCAUCGGCUCCAAGAAGACUAGCCGUAAUGGUCGCCUCCCCGGCAAGCGCGGCAAGGUUGAGACGAUUCCUUUCUUGCACCUUAAGCGCAAGGAUGAUCACGGCUGGGAGUACAGCAAGAAGAUGACAGGCGUGUAUCUUGACUGCCUUGAAAAGGCGGCACGCGACGGUUUGACCUUCCAGGGCAAAUAUGUGCUUAUGACUGGUGCUGGAGCUGGAUCUAUCGGUGCCGAGAUCUUGCAGGGACUCAUAAGUGGAGGUGCUAAGGUCGUAGUUACUACGAGCCGCUUCUCGCGCGAGGUCAACGAGUAUUACCAGUCAAUGUACACGCGCUUUGGAGCACGGGGCUCGCAACUCAUUGUUGUGCCUUUCAACCAGGGCAGCAAGCAGGAUAUUGAUGCUCUGGUGAACUACAUCUACGAUGAUAAGAAGGGCCUCGGCUGGGACCUCGACUUUAUCGUACCGUUUGCCGCCAUCUCAGAAAAUGGACGCGAAAUUGAUGGCCUUGAUUCAAAGUCCGAGCUUGCGCACAGAAUCAUGCUUACAAACUUGCUGAGACUGCUUGGUGCGAUUAAGACGCAAAAGAUGGAGCGCGAAUUUGAGACAAGACCCGCUCAGGUUAUCCUUCCACUGUCGCCAAACCACGGCACUUUUGGCAACGAUGGCUUGUACUCGGAGUCCAAAAUUGGCCUUGAAACCCUAUUCAGUCGUUGGCACUCCGAGAACUGGGGAAGCUUCCUUACCAUCUGUGGUGCGGUCAUCGGCUGGACGCGUGGAACGGGUCUUAUGGCCGGUAACAACAUCGUUGCUGAGGGCAUUGAGCGCUAUGGCGUACGUACCUUUUCCCAGCAGGAGAUGGCGUUCAACAUCCUGGGUCUCAUGUCGCCUCAAAUCGUCAACUUGUGCCAGAUUGAGCCUGUAUGGGCAGACUUAAACGGCGGUUUCCAGUACCUCCCGAACUUGAAAGACCUUACUGCGCAGUUGCGCAAAGACUUUACGGAAAUCAGCGAAGUUCGCAAGGCCGUCGUGAAGGAAACAGCUAUAGAAAAUAAGAUCGUCAAUGGCGAAGCAAGUGAACAACUUGACAAGAAGGUCAAGAUCCAGCGCCGCGCCAAUAUCAAGUUCGACUUCCCCAAGCUGCCCGACUGGGAGACUGAAAUUAAACCCCUCAAUGAGAACCUCAAGGGCAUGGUUGAUCUCGAGAAGGUUGUCGUCGUUACUGGUUUUGCUGAGGUGGGUCCGUGGGGCAACUCCCGUACACGUUGGGAGAUGGAAGCCUAUGGUGAAUUCUCCCUAGAAGGCUGCAUUGAGAUGGCCUGGAUCAUGGGUCUAAUCAAAAACCACAACGGUCCUCUCAAGGGCAAGAGCUACUCCGGUUGGGUGGAUGCCAAAACUGGCGAACCGGUCGACGACAAGGAUGUAAAGGCCAAGUACGAGAAGCACAUUCUUGAGCAUUCUGGAAUUCGCCUCAUAGAGCCAGAACUGUUCAAUGGCUAUGAUCCCAACAAGAAAGAACUGCUCCACGAGGUGCAGAUUGAGGAAGAUUUGGAUCCAUUCGAGGCAUCUAAGGAGACCGCUGAAGAAUUCCAGCGCAGACAUGGUGACAAAGUGGAAAUCUUCGAGGUCGCUGACUCGGGUGAAUACACUGUUCGCUUGAAGAAGGGCGCUACUCUCCUUAUCCCCAAGGCUCUUCGUUUCGACCGUCUUGUCGCUGGUCAGAUUCCAACUGGUUGGGAUGCGCGCAAGUAUGGUGUUCCUGAAGACAUCAUUUCCCAGGUUGACCCAGUGACGCUGUUCGUGCUUGUGUCUACUGCAGAGGCACUGCUAUCCUGUGGUAUUACGGAUCCGUACGAAUUUUACAAGUAUGUGCAUAUUUCACAGGUUGGCAACUGCAUCGGUUCUGGCAUUGGUGGCACAAGCGCGCUGCGUGGAAUGUAUAAGGACCGCUUCCUCGACAAGCCCCUACAGAAGGACAUCCUUCAAGAGUCGUUCAUUAACACCAUGAGUGCGUGGGUGAACAUGUUACUACUCUCCUCUACUGGUCCCAUCAGAACGCCAGUUGGUGCCUGUGCGACAGCUGUUGAGUCAAUAGACAUUGGCUAUGACUGCAUUGUCGAGGGCAAGGCUCGUGUCUGCUUCGUUGGUGGAUUCGACGACUUCCAGGAGGAAGGCUCGUACGAAUUUGCCAAUAUGAAAGCUACCAGCAAUGCGGAGGAUGAGUUCGCUCACGGUCGCACUCCAAGAGAGAUGUCUCGUCCUACCACCACAACUCGAAAUGGUUUUAUGGAAUCACAAGGUUGCGGUAUGCAGGUAAUUAUGGACGCACAGCUUGCUCUCGACAUGGGCGUGCCAAUCUACGGUAUCCUAGGCUUUACAGCCACGGCCACAGACAAGAUCGGCCGGUCUGUUCCGGCACCUGGUCAAGGUGUGCUUACCACUGCUCGCGAACAGCAAAGCAAGUUUCCCUCGCCGCUUCUUGACAUCAAGUACAGGAAGAGACAAAUGGAUCUCCGCCGACAGCAGAUCAAGGCAUGGCAGGAAUCCGAACUCUUGUAUCUGCAGGAGGAGGUUGCCGCCAUGAAAGCCGAGGGUGGGGAAUUCAACGAGUCGGAGUAUCUUCAAGAUCGUGCCGAGCACAUUGCACGAGAAGCCAAGCGACAGGAGAAGGACGCCUUAGCAAGCUUGGGUAACAACUUUUGGAAGCAAGAUCCCAGGAUCGCUCCACUUCGUGGUGCUCUGGCUACGUGGGGUCUUACUAUCGAUGACCUCGGCGUUGCUUCCUUCCACGGCACGUCCACGGUUGCCAAUGAUAAGAAUGAGUCGGAUGUUAUUUGCCAGCAGAUGAAGCACCUCGGUCGAAAGAAGGGCAAUGCUCUUCUUGGUAUCUUCCAGAAGUAUCUCACCGGUCAUCCCAAGGGUGCUGCGGGAGCUUGGAUGUUCAACGGUUGCUUGCAAGUUCUCAACACUGGUCUUGUGCCGGGUAAUCGAAAUGCGGACAAUGUUGAUCAAGUGAUGGAGAAGUUCGAUUACAUUGUCUAUCCAAGCCGCACUAUUCAAACCGAUGGCAUUAAGGCUUUCUCUGUUACCUCCUUCGGAUUCGGGCAGAAAGGUGCUCAGGCCAUUGGCAUCCACCCUAAGUAUCUGUUUGCUACCCUCGAUCAGUCGCAGUUCCAGUCCUACAAGCUGAAGGUCGAGGCAAGGCAGAAGAAGGCGUACAGGUAUUUCCACGACGGCCUUAUCAACAACAACAUGUUCCGUGCCAAGGAUAAGAGCCCCUAUGAGGAUGCUAUUCAGAGCAAGGUGUUCCUUGAUCCAGGUGCACGAGUGACUGUCGACAAGAAGACUAACAACUUGGUGUAUCCUACCAAGGCUCCUGUGCCGGCAAAGGAUCCUAAAACCGAGCAGACAAAGAAGAUGGUCGAGUCUCUGACCAAAGCUACUUCAGCUCCAAACUCGAAAGUCGGUGUCGAUGUGGAAUCUAUUUCGUCUAUCAACAUAGAAAACGAUACAUUCAUCGAGCGGAAUUUUACAUCUGCCGAGCAGGCCUACUGCAAGAAAUCACCGAACGCACGGGCAAGCUUUGCGGGCCGGUGGAGCGCGAAGGAAGCUGUUUUCAAAGCACUUGGCGUGCAAGGCAAGGGAGCCGGCGCCGGGCUUAGGGAGAUCGAAAUUGUGUCAGAUGAGACAGGAGCACCGAUAGUGACCUUACACGGAGAUGCCAAGGCAGCGGCAGCUCGAGCGGGUGUUAAAAGCGUCAGUGUGAGCAUUAGCCAUGAUGAUGAGCAGGCUGUUGCUGUGGCUGUGUCGUCGUUCUAGAUUUGAAGAUGCCGAUCUGGUUGUAAUUUAAGUGAGAGUAUAUGGGACAUUUUCAUUUUUCGCGAGCUGUUGUACAAAUUAUUAUUGGACGCGGCGUCGGAGCCGAUAUGAUUGGCUGAGCAAACAAGAACUGUGUAGAGUCGCUACAGUUGGACGUGUGUGCCAAAAGCUAUGACGGGAUUGUUAUCCGUCAAGCGCGGUCAGCGCGUUCUAAAGGCUCUUUGCGUUGCCCCCAGUAUGUUAAGAUAGACCUCGUUCAUCUUGAAAGAUUUUAGGUUUGACUCGAAUGUGAUUGCGAUUAGCAUGUUGUGUUG
Verruconis gallopava is the source of this 6414-nucleotide messenger RNA. RefSeq names its product fatty acid synthase subunit alpha. The transcript has 3 exons. Gene Ontology annotation, molecular function: holo-[acyl-carrier-protein] synthase activity; 3-oxoacyl-[acyl-carrier-protein] reductase (NADPH) activity; magnesium ion binding. Lineage: Eukaryota; Fungi; Ascomycota; Dothideomycetes; Venturiales; Sympoventuriaceae. Gene Ontology annotation, biological process: long-chain fatty acid biosynthetic process. The coding region runs from base 512 to 6100 and encodes 1862 amino acids. The record is from RefSeq and is a predicted model, not a curated record. Gene Ontology annotation, cellular component: fatty acid synthase complex.